AUGGCACAGAAUCACGAGGACAUGGCCGCCGAGCUCCACGAGGAGUUCAGUGAGCGCGUUCCUGGUCGGGGUACUGACUUGACCGGCGGUUAUAUUGAAAAGCCCUCGUUGGAUCAGAAGCGCGAUCUCGCCAUUUCCGACUCCGAGACUGGCCCUACUGCCGACGGCGAGGAGCCCAACGUCCAUGAGAAGAACACUCUUCGCCGUGUCGGCGAGAACCUUCCCGCUUCCGCUUUCAUGAUUGCCAUUGUUGAGUUGACUGAGCGAUUCACCUACUACGGUGCCCAAGGUUUGUUUCAAAACUAUGUCAGCAACGCCAAAGAUGGUAGCGACGGCCAAAAGGGCUUGGGUAUGGGCCACCAGGCUGCAUUUGGUCUCAACCUGUUUUUCCAGUGGUUUUGCUACGUGACGCCUAUCCUCGGUGCCAUCAUCUCGGAUCAGUACCUCGGCAAGUACAAGACCAUCCUCAUCUUCUGCGGCGUCUACUGGCUUGGCCUCCUCAUCCUCUGGACCACCUCGCUUCCCGUUGCGAUCGAGAAUGGUGCUGGCCUCGGUGGUUAUGUCACUGCAUUGGUGGUCAUUGGCUUGGGCACCGGCGGCAUCAAGUCCAAUAUCGCCCCCUUGAUUGCCGAUCAGUAUCAGCGACGAACCAUGGCCAUCAGGACAGAAGCCAGCGGAGAGCGCGUCAUCAUUGACCCUGCCAUCACCUACCAGAGGAUCUACAUGGUCUUCUAUUGGUGCAUCAACGUCGGCGCCCUCUCACUUAUGGCUACACCUUUCAUGGAGAAGUACGAGGGAUUCUGGACCGCGUUCCUUCUUUGUUUCUGCAUGUUCAAUGUUGGCAUUGCUAUUCUCAUCCUCCGGCGCAAGUCCUACGUCAUCCGCCCUCCUCAGGGCCAAAUUAUCACCGAUGCUUUCAAGGCUAUUGGUAUGAUGAUCACGACUCGCUCCUUGGACGGGGCCAAGCCUUCAUGGCGUGCCGAACACGGCAAGGCUGGCAAGGUCGCGUGGGAUGACCAUUUUGUUGAGGAACUCAAGCGCGCCCUCAAAGCUUGCAAGGUCUUUGUCUUCUACCCAAUUUUCUGGGUUUGCUACGGACAGUUCUCCAGCAACUUCGUCACUCAAGCCAGUCAGAUGCAGGUCCAUGGCAUGCCCAACGACUUCAUGCAAAACUUCGACCCCUUGUCCAUUUUGAUAUUCACCCCAAUCCUGGAGAAGAUUGUUUACCCUGCUUUGCGCAAGCGUGGUAUUGAGUUGCGCCCCAUUGCCCGAAUCACCAUUGGCUUCUGGCUCGCUGGACUUUGCAUGGCCUACGCUGCCAUUGUGCAGAAGCUGAUAUAUAGUGCCGGACCCUGCUAUGAUAGUCCCCGGGCGUGUCCGGCAGGUUUGAGCGCUGAGAAUAAGAAGCUGCCCAACGAUGUCCACGUCGCGAUUCAGACGCCGGCAUAUGUGUUCAUUGGUGUUUCUGAGAUCUUCAUCUCUGUGACUGGCCUCGAGUAUGCCUACACCAAGGCUCCUCCGAGUAUGAAGUCUUUCGUCCAGUCUCUGUAUCUCUUCACCAAUGCUUUCGGUUCCGCAAUUUCUGAAGGAUUUGUUCCCGUGGCCAAGGACCCCAAGUUCAUCUGGAUGUACACCGGAAUAGCUGUCGCAGCUGCCUUGACUGGCUGCAUAUUCUGGGUCCUGUUCCACCAUUACGAUGCUCAGGAAGAGGCCAUGUAUGCUCUUGACCGCGACUUGCCGGUUCUGUCACUUCCUGGCCAGGAACAAGCCGAAAAGCCCAGGGAGAAGGAGACCGAUCCCAAGUAA
Molecule: messenger RNA, 1806 nt
Organism: Metarhizium album ARSEF 1941
Lineage: Eukaryota; Fungi; Ascomycota; Sordariomycetes; Hypocreales; Clavicipitaceae
Product: Oligopeptide transporter
Exons: 2
Coding region: 1-1806 (601 amino acids)
Biological process (GO): transmembrane transport; oligopeptide transport
Cellular component (GO): fungal-type vacuole; plasma membrane
Molecular function (GO): dipeptide transmembrane transporter activity; tripeptide transmembrane transporter activity
Source: RefSeq, a predicted model, not a curated record